AUCAUUUUAUUUAUCGCCCUUCAGGUGAGCUCAUGAUUAUCCUCCGUCAUAUUUCCGUGGCGCUCACCGCUACAAUGGCAGCUGUCGGCACCGCGCUGUUUAUCGCACUCAGUGCCUUCUACAAGAGGCGAACAUGGACACCCGAAUCAGACUAUUACAUGUUCCGGGAGGAGGAAGAGGAGCACAUUAAGAAGCAGGUGCUUGUUCUCGGUUUGGAUGGUGCUGGUAAGAGUAGUGUUCUUCAGGGGCUGAGUGGAUCGGGCUACAGGAGGGGCUGUCGACCAACCCGUGGAUUCAACUUCAUCAGCCUUCACACACCUGCAUGCCAGCUGGACUUCCUGGAAAUUGGAGGUGGUGAGGACUUGCGAAUGUACUGGGCAGAUUUCUUAAAGAGAACACACAUUUUAGUGUAUGUGGUGGACUCCUCUGAUAGAGGCCGGCUCCCUCUGGCCAAAGACGAGCUCCAUCGAUUACUCAAAGCAGAUGCAGAACUUCCAGUGGUGGUGUUGGGAAACAAGCAGGACAAGCCCAAUGCUGUUGGUGUGUCAGAGCUGCGUGAGGCUCUCUCGCUCAAUUCUCUGGCUGAUCAGAGGAAGCUCUUUUUGCUAGCUGCUCAGUCGGGCUUUGAAGGACUAAGCAGAACAUGUGGUCUCCAAAAGUUCCAGGACCUGCUCCUGACAUUGGUGUGAAGCAAAGUAAUCAUUUCAGGGGUUGGCAGCACAGUGCAAGAAAGGAUUGGGAAAGGGAUCUUUUUAACAAUGGAGCAUUCAAGGUAAUAAUUUCACCUCAUUCAAGGAGUGUUUACGUCAUAACGCCACUGUCGUGACGUUUCAUCUCAUUUGAGGUGUUGAGAAACACUUAAUCAAAAUCCGAGCACUGGGGGCCUGGGUAGCUCAGUGAGUAAAGACGCUGACUACCACACCUGGAGUCGCAAGUUCAAAUCCAGGGCAUGCUGAGUGACUCCAGUCAGGCUUCCUAAGCAACCAAUUGGCCCGGUUGCAAGGGAGGGUAGAGUCACAUGGGGUAACCUCCUCGUGGUUGCUGGAAUGUGGUUCUCGCUCUCGGUGGGGCGCAUAGUGAGUUGUGCGUGGAUGCUGCGGAGAAUAGCCUGAAGCCUCCACACAUGCUCAACAAGCCAUUUGAUAAGAUGUGCGGAUUGACGGUCUCAGACGCGGAGGCAACUGAGAGUCGUCCUUCGCCACCUGGAUUGAGGCGAGUCACUACGCUUCCGUGAGGAACUAGAGUGCACUGGGCAUUCCAAAUUGGGCAGAAUAAAUACAAAUACGAGCACUGUGCUGAGGGCAUUAUUGCUGCUAGUUAUAAUAGCCAUGUUCCAGGUUCAAUACAAUCAAGAGCAUUUGUGGCAUAAUGUUGAUUUCUAUAAAUAAUUUUGACUUGACCUUCAAUAAUUUUAAAUAUACAAAAGAGGAAAAAAAUCAUGGUUACAGUAAGGUGCUAACAUUGGAAAUGAAUUAGAACAGUCCAUAAACAUUAUACAUGUUAACACUAAUUUACUGUGAAAAAAUUGCUUAUUUACCAUAUCUGUGUAAAGUCACAUGCAGUAUUACAACUUCAAAACCCUGUAAUCCAGUAUUGGAUAACUUAAAACAGAUAAGGUUAGUUAGCAAUUUUAUCACACUAAAAUCCUGUUAACAUGUUCAUCUUGUGGCUGUUCUUUUGAAACUAGGUGUAUAUUUUGUUUAUGGACUGGCCUCAUGUGAAUUUGAAAUGCCUUCCUGUAACAUCUUUUUCUAAAAAUUAAAAACACUAGAUGAAAUAAUUUGUCGUGUAAUCAACAUUGUACCACAAAUGCCAUUGAUUGAGCUUAACUUGUAUUGAACAUGGAACAUUUCUCUGACAGAUUGUAAUCAGUCUAGCAAAGAGUAUACUCAUGCUUUCUUAUCUCUGCAUGCAAAGUCACAUUUUUAAUUACAAAUUAAUUUUAUGUAUUGCUGAAAUGUCCUGCUUGCAACAAAUCAUAGAAACCUUUGUUUUGCUUGAAGCAUGCCAGAUGAU
Molecule: messenger RNA, 2016 nt
Organism: Xyrauchen texanus (razorback sucker)
Lineage: Eukaryota; Metazoa; Chordata; Actinopteri; Cypriniformes; Catostomidae
Gene: arl10
Product: ADP-ribosylation factor-like 10
Exons: 4
Coding region: 33-689 (218 amino acids)
Molecular function (GO): GTPase activity; GTP binding
Source: RefSeq, a predicted model, not a curated record